Molecule: messenger RNA, 3427 nt
Organism: Pisolithus orientalis
Lineage: Eukaryota; Fungi; Basidiomycota; Agaricomycetes; Boletales; Pisolithaceae
Exons: 3
Coding region: 234-3233 (999 amino acids)
Biological process (GO): actin cytoskeleton organization
Molecular function (GO): actin binding
Source: RefSeq, a predicted model, not a curated record
AUAAAACUUGGUGUUUGUGUGUGUUUGUGUCCCUCCCGCAUUGGACGCGGUGCAGUCGCAGUCGCAGUCAAAAAACAACAGCACCGUCGCCGUCGUCGACGUCGAGCCGGUUUGAACACUGUGGAAUCUCCGUCUUCCAGCCUUGAUUUGCUUCUACUGAUCAGCAAUAUUAAACGGAACGGCACUCGCCGUGUUUUACCAGAUACCACCCCAUACCCGACGCACCCCGUCUCAUGGCCCUUCUCGCUCCAUCGUCCGACUGGCACCCCCCUCGAGAUCUCACCAUGGACCCUGCCUCAAACUCGCCCUCGUCUCGCCAACGCUCCUCCCCGUCAAACGAUCACAACGCCCCACUCCAUCCGCAGCAGCAGCAGUCUCUCCCCCAACCUCACCAGCAGAGCCAGCAACCCUAUCCUUACCCCGUUCAACAGCAGCCACAGCAACAGGGCCCGUGGCUGCCCACCGUGUCCGGGGCUCCCUUCUACCCCCAGUUCUACCAAAACCAGCACCCUCCACAACCCUACCCCCUCCAUCCUCAGCCUCAAAACCCCUACUUUGACCCCGCAGCCAACGCUCAGCUCGCCCAGUGGGCCUACCAGCAGAUGAUGUUCUCCCAAGCCCAGGCACAGGUCCAAAUGCCCUCUCGGGGCACCGCUUCCGCACCUUCCUCCCCGGCCGAUUACUACGGCCCAGCGCCACUCUUCAACCCUUUCCCAAGUGGCACCCCUCCUCCCCCUCCUCCCCAACACCACCCACAGCACCAUGCCCCCGGAUAUACCCAGCGCACGUCCUCCGCGGACGGCGCCCGUGGCCAAUACGAUGGCUUUCAUCCAUAUCGUCGUCCUCAACAGUCCCCUCGGACUCAGGAUGGCGAUCGAUGGACCGGUGGAUUGCCUCAGCCGCCCUACGCGCACGGAGACGCAUCUGCAUCCUCCACAUCUGUCAACUCUAGCUCAUCAUCGACGCGUGGCAACGCCAACCCUCCCUCCUCCACCCCCCGACAGCGCACCAGCAGCACGCAGGGCAACGGAUCUGCACACCAGAGCGGACCUGCCACUGCUGCGCGGACGAAGAGUCCUCCUUCGUCCUCGCCGUCGCCAAACGAGACAGGCAACAGCCGUCCGCGCGCGGGCAGCGCCUCAAGCCGUCCAUCCAACAACACCCUUCCGCAUCAUCGCACAUCUUCCUCUUCGUCGACGGCUUCAUCAGCCGGCACGGCCCGGCCAUCUGUAUCUUCCUCGGCUACUGCCACGUCGUCGUCGUCCUCUCCUCCCCCUUCGUCCUCCCACCCGCACUCGCAUCCUCACCCCCAGGCUCGGCCCCCUCGUCCAUCGCCACUCUCGCAGGGCUCGACAAUCCCACACGCCAGCUCAGCUUCCAACCCACAAUCUCAAUCUCACUCACACAGACAAUCCCACGCUCAAUCUCAACCCCAGCCUCAUCCUACCGAUAAGCGCAUGUCCCGCGAUGACUCAGACCUUACCACUAUGCUCGAUAGCAUCGCUCUCGGCACUGCUCCUGCCAAAAGUGGCGGUCUUAAAGGUAGACUGAGGCGUGCACUAUCCCUUGGCCAUGCCCUCGACGAGGAGCAGGAAUUGGAGCAGUCUCCUGUGGGAAAUAAGCAUGGCAAAUCUGCCAGCGGCACCCCCGAUCCUACUACACCCACAGAUAACACGGACGCAUCGAGCACCAUCGCCAAUGGUGGUGAUGCUGCAGGGCCACCCCUUAAAAAACGAUCCCGCGCAGCCUCUCUGUUCAGUGCGCGUCUCAACGCGUCAACCGAUAAUAUCUCCCUCUCGUCUACCAUGUCCUCUGCCUCCGUCGUCAUUCGCAAGAUUGGCUCCAUCGGCAAAUUGGCGAGGAGAAAUUCCUUGGCGGGCAUCACGUCCUUGUUCAAGGAUAAAAACAAGGACCAGCUUGGUGAUUCUGCCAACAAUAAUGACAGUGGCGGAAGUACCUCGGGUAAAAAAUCCAAAUCCAAACGUUCCAAAGACGCCAAAGGUUCCGUCCUCGAACCGACGGUCUCCCAUGCUGUCGCGGAGCUCGAUCGGACAGCUAGCGGGAGUGAAUGGUCGGACGCAAGUCUGAGCGGGUUAAGUCCAGCCGCGAAAUUGGCAAGACAACACACGCUCAAGUCGAAUGCGGAGGCUGCGGCAAAGGCUCGUGCGCAAGCCGAGGCUCAAGCACAGGCAGCAGCGCAGGCUCAGGCGGCUAAAGGUGCUAAUGCUCAUACGAAUGGUGGGAGUGCAAACGGAAGUAAUGCAGGGAGCGUGCCGGUCCCGGCAACUUGGGAGAAGAGUACAGCUACGGGGAGGGAUAGCGUGCACCAGGGGCGUAGGAUGGUGGGCGAAGACGGUCGAGUCCUUGUCGAGGACGAUUCCGAUUCAGGGAGCGAUGUCGAACAUGCGCCUGCCCACCAACCCCAACAACAGAGCUACAUCUCCGACGGAUGGGAAGACGAUGAGGUAUGGCGAGAGGAUGAGGACGAGGAGGAAGAUCUGACUGUUCGCCCUGGUGGCUCCGUUGAAGACGAGGAGGUCGUCGAGUGGGCAAAGACGAUACGGAAGACGAUCGAAACGAUCAAGCCGACAAAGGGCAUUUUAAAGGGUGCAGAGAACUACCACCAGGAAGCCUAUAUCCAGGACCAGGCCUCGAACCCAGCGUUCAACCGUAUCCGGUCCAGCUCGUAUAGUUCUCAUUCAGGGACGCCGGAACUCGGUCCUUUAGCACGUAUACCCUCUCCCGAUCCAGACCACAUCGAUGGACUGCACCGACACCCUUCUCAUUCAUCGCAGCGCGGUGGUGGCAACAGCGGGAUUGCUGCUGCUGGAGGUAACUCGUCCUCACCAAUUAUUUCUUCUGGUUCCUCUUCUGAUGCAUCCAUCCCCUCUUCCUCCGAACCAGACUCUGGAAGAUCGUCGCCGCACACCAACGUUGGAAAUUCCGCUGCCAAUGGCCUCUUCACGCUCUCGAAUUCAUCUGCGCCUGCACUGUCGACGAUCACGGCGACAGCGACUCUCCCCCAUCGUACAUCCUCGACCCCAACCACAAAACGACUCGUCUUUGCGAACAAUUUGUCAGUGUACGAUACUUUCUCUUCGACAGUCUACGACCGACGGAGUGAACCUGCGACGUGGAGUCGUCUCACUCCAACUUUGGCACAGAGGAUCAAGGAGGAGUUGAAUUCGUAUAAGAUGGAGGAGAUGGAGGUGCAUGCCUGCAGCCGGGUGUAGUGAGUCGCUUUACUCUUAUUUCUUGUGGGGGUGGCAAUUUGGUUUUGGAGCGAUGUGGUGCAGAUGCUGACAAAUCAUUUUUGUAGCACCCAAUUUUUCAUCUAGAAGAGUGUUGGAGUCCUACAUACCAUACCCAGACAAGCAUGUCUAUCACUACCAUUUUCAGUGGCAGCAGCAGCAGCAGCAACGACUCU